AUGGAUAUCGACCAGGCUGGCAUUCGUUUUCUUUGUGUCUGCACCAAGUAUAAUCAUGGGCAGCCUCACGAAGUCUCAUACACAUCCCAGUACCACCAUCUCAAUGAAGCAACCACCAAGGAAGAAAAAGAGAAGAUGCACACUGUGAAGGCGUUUGGUUUGAAAGUGCUAACUGUUUCAGAUCCUCCUUCACAAGCCUCAGGCCCAGGCAGUUCUCGAUACCCAGCUAUUCCUGCAGAUGAUGCCCGCGAGAUGUCCUUAUCAGAUGGCGCUCGUCGUGCUGUCACCUUACAAGUACUUGUGAAACAAGCACACAAGUGUGCAGAUUCUCAACAUUUUGUAGGUCGAUGCAAGCGGGCCAAGAUUGUGGAGCCUGAACAAACCUGUCCUGAUGACGAGCCUCCUCUCCCUCCCGACAUCAAAACUCCGCUCCCCUCCCCAAAAAUGAACCUCCUCUCCCUCCCGACAUCAAAACUCCGCUCCCUCCCAAAAAUGAACCUCCUCUCCCUCCCGACAUCAAAACUCCGCUCCCUCCCGACAUCAAAACUCCGCUCCCCUCCCGAAAAUGAACCUCCUCUCCCUCCCGACAUCAAAACUCCGCUCCCUCCCGAAAAUGAACCUCCUCUCCCUCCUGACAACAAACCUCCUCUCCCUCCAGAACAUGAGUGCCCCCAAAUUGAGUUGCUACAGGCUCUGUAUCGUGACCCGGAGAGUGCAUUCCAUAUGCAAUACCUUUGGGAGAGAACUCAGGAGGUUCUAGAUGGUCUGAGGCAGACAGGAAACGUGCCUGUUGUUGACGAUAUCGCAAUGGGGUUUGAUAUUCUUGGUGCUGUGCUUGAUGCUAUACGAGAGCAAGACAUCCGAUUGUUGGAUCUAUAUAUGGGUCAUUCUUAA
Messenger RNA from Suillus subalutaceus, 894 nucleotides. RefSeq lists its product as uncharacterized. NCBI's taxonomy places the organism in Eukaryota, Fungi, Basidiomycota, Agaricomycetes, Boletales, Suillaceae. The record is from RefSeq and is a predicted model, not a curated record. The coding region runs from base 1 to 894 and encodes 297 amino acids. The transcript has 5 exons.